This is a messenger RNA of Auanema sp. JU1783, 1932 nucleotides long. The record is from the annotation of a GenBank genome assembly. NCBI's taxonomy places the organism in Eukaryota, Metazoa, Nematoda, Chromadorea, Rhabditida, Rhabditidae.
UUGUUCCCUUCCUUAUAUGUGGGAGAAACUGUUUUUGGAUUGUAUGCAGUGUCUUCAUAUGUUGAUGAACAUACUAUUACAUUCGCACCGAAGUACCUCGGCCCGCCGUUGCUCGAGGGCCCAAGUCCUAUCGCCCUCUCGGAUGAUGAUAAGCUUAAAUUCGUGCCUCCCAGGAGACCAAUUGUCAAUUCACCAACUAUCACUUACAAGACUACAGAUGGGGAAUAUCUGAUUUUGGGUUAUCAUGAGAUUCCUCCUAUGCACAUGGGAGCUCUCAUACCAGCACGCUUCCCGGAAAUCCAUACUGUUCAUAGCUUGCCAUAUAAGCCUGAAAUACCAUCUACUAAUACGCCUAAACCUCAUACAACAUCUUCUGAGCUUUUCUCAGCUUAUAUUACCAAUCAUGUUAUUUUAUCUCUAGUCAUGCUUGUAUUAGUUCUAGUCAUCAGUAUAGUUUGGAUAUGUUGGAAACAGAGUACAAAUGUUACUUACAUUGUUCCUGCUGAAGCUCGCAGUGCUCAGACCUCCAGAGUUUCGAAUGCAUCAAGCGUUAACCAAGUGACUUUCAAGCCUUUCCCUGAUCUCCCUGAAGGCUGGCUCAAUGUGGGAAAAGUAAUUUAUAAUCCCACUGAUGUUCUGGGAAGAGGAUGUGAAGGAACUGUAGUUUACAGAGGGAAGUUCGAUGGUCGAGAAGUUGCAGUAAAACGAGUAGUUUCUGAGUUUGUACGAUUGGUUGAUCGUGAGGCUGAUUUACUUCGAGAGAGUGAUACCCAUCAGCAUGUGAUUCGUUAUUUCUGCAUGGAGUCUGACAGUCAGUUCCGCUAUUUAGCCCUAGAGUUGUGUGUUGCUUCACUCUAUGAUUUCGUAGAACAGAAAAAAGUUCGCGAAAAAAUAAAAAUACAGACAGUGGAGCUGUUACGGCAAGCAACUGAUGGCCUCACUCAUCUGCACUCCGCUAACAUUGUUCAUCGUGAUAUCAAGCCACAGAACAUCUUAAUUAGUGUUAAUAAAAGUGGACAAGCUAGGAUUGUUAUAUCUGACUUCGGGCUUUGCAAGCGAAUUCAAAUUGGUCGUCACUCAUUAUCACAGAGAAGUGGAAUGGCUGGUACAGAUGGCUGGAUAGCUCCUGAAGCUCUGUUUUCCGAAAGCACAGGUCAACCUGUGGACGUGUUCUCUCUAGGUUGUAUUUUCUAUUACGUUCUAUCAAAUGGAAAACAUCCAUUCGGUGAUAGUCUCCAUCGGCAAGCUAACAUUCUAAAUGGAGAAUAUAACUUGACUAACUUGAAAGAAGGCGGGAAUGCUGCAAUGUGCUUGAUCGAAACAAUGCUUAGACGUGAUCCGAAGGAAAGACCAAAGACAUCAUCCAUACUUUAUCAUCCGUUUUUCUGGUCUGCUGAUCGACGUUUACAAUUCUUUGGAGAUGUGUCCGAUCGAGUAGAGAAAGAAGAUGAGUGUAGCCCAAUCGUAAGAAGACUCGAAGGAAACGCCAAGUUAGUUGUAGCUGGAGGAUGGAAAAAUCUUAUCUGUGAACAUCUAUCAGAAGAUUUACGAAAGUUCAGAACUUACAAAAGCCACUCGGUGAGGGAUUUACUCCGUGCCAUGCGAAAUAAAAAACAUCAUUAUCGAGAAUUACCUGACAACGUGCAAAAGUCUUUGGGCCACAUACCCAAUGAGUUUUUGGUUUACUUUACAUCACGUUUCCCUCUGUUACUAAUGCAUUCCUACGAGUCACUUGAGUGGUGUGCGAAUGAGCCAAUCUUCAGAGGAUAUUACUCAAAUGAGGUGAGAGAACGUAUGAAAGAUAUCGUCGAGGUGGAAGAAGCCAUACGGAAAGAAAAUGAGGAGAAUGUGAAUGGGAAAUGGAUUCGUGGGAAGGUUACCAGUCCAAAGAACCCUGGAGGACCACAUAAUAAGGCAAAACAAUUGUUGUGA